GACGAACCUGCACGUGUAGACGAUGAUUAGUGGAUGAUACAAUCUGAUACGAUUUAUGUGGUAUACAUCAAAACAUACGACGAUGAAGUGACAAUUUUGCGAACGUCGUAUUUCUUAGGCGAAUACAUAGGAAUUUUCCGCGAUUGAAUUUGAUCCACGUUAACGAAAGAGGGAUAACGGUGUCGUCGAAAUCGUUGACAUUUCUUACUGCAAUCCUGUCACAAGGUAUGACAUGCCAGAUUUGUUCUUAAAAACUUCUGGAAAUUCGACAACGGUUGAUGUUACCAAGCAUAAAAUAUCAGAAUAUGUCUCCAGCAAAUUAUUGGAAAUGACAAAUGUGUAAAUAGUUUAUACACAAAUUUGAAUUCUUAUUUUUGUGGGAGCUACUUAUGUGAUAUUCAAAAAUGUCACAAGGAGGCGGUGCUGCUGUUGCAGUACCUAAUAAUCAAAACGGCGCAGUGGCGCACAAUCUUCACAGUCUUGCUGGCGUGAUAGGACCAGUUUUAAAUAAUAAUAAUAUGAAUAUAGCUAGAAAUAACAAUAAUCAAAACCCGUUGAUUAAUGUGCGGGAUAGAUUAUUUCAUGCAUUAUUUAUAAAAGCAGCGCUAGCUUAUGCACGAACAUUUCCAAGGCCUGUCAGGAGAUUUAUAGAAUUUAUAGUUCUUUUAAAGGCAAUAUUGGCAUUUUUUGUAUUGGCUUAUAUCCAUAUAGUAUUUUCUCGUGCACCAACUAAUUGUUUAGAACAUAUAAGAGAUGAAUGGCCACGGGAUGGUAUAUUGAGAGUGGAAAUUCUCAGAAAUGGUGGCGAAGAUUAUAGCAUAGAGAAAAGUUAUGCCAAAGAGGAAAAAUUGAGACAGGAAAAAGUUGAUGAUUUAACUAAUGCUUUAGGAAUAUUAACCAGAGAUGGGUUUAUAAAUAUUGAACCAUCGGCUGUUGAUGAAGAACGGGACACUACAAAUGCAUCUGUUGAAGAAAGUCAUGAGAACUUGACAUCACUUGAGCAAGAUAUAAGGAGUGCAACAGUUUCUGGAGAGACGCAAAACUCUGAUCUAAGCACUACAAAUACAACAAUGAGCCCAUCAUUAUCAACUAAGCUUUGGAAUGGUUUAAAUACAGCUAAAGAAACAUUAUUUGAUGGAAAGUCAUCUGUUCCAAAUACGGAAGGUAAUUCCACAGAAGUGCCCGAAACCAGUAAUCAUUCAAAUGAAGAUAAUGUGAUACCCUUAAAAGACCGUACAUUGGAUGUUGAUAAAAUGGCUAGGGCUGAAGAUGGCUAUAUUGUGGAAUAUUCAUUGGAAUAUGGUUUCUUGCGAUUAUCACCGGCGGCUCGACAAAGAUUAAAUAUUCCAGUCAAAAUUGUCACUUUGGAUCCGUCGAAUGACAAAUGUUUUGGUGAUGCAUUUUCAAGAUUGAUAUUAGAUGAAUUUUUGGGUUAUGACGAUUUGUUGAUGGCAAGCAUCAAGACGUUGGCGGAACAUGAAGACAACAAGGGUUUUUUGCGGAAUGUGGUCACAGGAGAACAUUAUCGAUUUGUGAGCAUGUGGAUGGCGCGAACAUCAUACUUGGCCGCAUUUUUCGUCAUGCUUGUAUUUACGGUGUCUAUCUCGAUGUUACUGCGCUACUCGCAUCAUCAAAUCUUUGUCUUUAUUGUUGAUCUCAUACAAAUGCUGGAAUUUAAUUUAACUGUGUCAUUGCCAGCAGCUUCCUUAUUGACAGUAAUUUUGGCAUUAGUGGGAAUGGAGGCGCUUAUGUCCGAAUUUUUCAAUGACACGACCACCGCGUUUUACAUAAUCUUGAUAGUGUGGCUUGCCGAUCAAUACGAUGCCAUCUGCUGCCAUACAGCUCUGACAAAGAGGCACUGGUUAAGAUUCUUCUACUUGUACCACUUUUCUUUCUACGCGUACCAUUAUCGAUUUAAUGGGCAGUACAGCAGCCUGGCGCUAGUCACAUCUUGGCUCUUUAUACAGCACUCGAUGCUGUACUUUUUCCAUCACUACGAGCUACCAGUAAUUCUGCAGCAAGCGCAACUGCAGCAACUUCUGUUUCGCAAUCACGCCCAACCUCAGCAGGCGCAGCCAGCGACACCCAGCACGGCUCCGACCACCCCGGGUCCGGGAUCGACGCCGUCGUCACCGGCGACACCUUCGUCUCCGCCGAGUCCAAACGACUCAUCGACGCCUACGACGGAGCAGACGCAGCACAACUAUAUCACCGAGCUGUCCCAACUCGAUCCGGAACCUAGCGGUCCGGAAGAACGACCCGCGAGCGCCGAUACCGAGCAAACGUUCACGCCGACGACAACAGCUGAUCGUCGUGACGAUUCUAUUCAAGUGUCGGAGGACGCGACGGUGUCUUCCGUAGCGAAGACGGACGCGGUUUCUCUAGCCACCGGAGCUACGAGUUCGUCCACCGAUAUUUCGUCCUCCGAAGGCUUCGAGGUCAUCGAGUCUGCCGAAGCUGUACGCAAGGAAGCGACGUCCACCGAGGAUGAAAAGGAACAUUAGACUUUGUGCCGUGUGACAGAUGCACGGCAGCCAAGAGCGAAAGGAACGUCAUUUCCAUAUGAUUGCGGAUUUUCUCCUGUCAUGGAAGUUAAUGUUGUAAAGUAAUGCAAAUAUGGUCUUUAUGUAAGAAACGAACGAAGCCUUGAUUUCGAUGAAGGUAAGUUUAGAAGACGUUUCUUUGAGAACGAAUAGGUAUCGCGCUUUUUCAAGUCAGAACCAAUGGACGAAGAGAGGCAAAGAUAGCGCGACGCGUAGUUAUAGAUUGAAUAAAUUUUCAAUGGGAGUAAAAUAUUAUCGGGGAUAUCGGAUUUAUUGCACUUGGUAAUUCGAUGUUAGAUUCGUUAAAUAUAUGAUAGCAAAAGUUAGUUAUUAUAAAUGUAAUUUCAGGAAUGAUAAGACACAAUGUUAUAAUCUAUCGCAUUUUCGAAUCUGUACAAAUCGCGCGAGUCAUUUAUUAUUUGUACUUUUAAUGCAAUGUAUAAUUCUUUUUAAUGCAGUAUCUCGUAAUACCGUCUUACGUUUAACGUUUGGCGAUCAGCAUUACAUAAUGCAAGAUUUUACAUUGAUUAUCUGUAGAUAAAGAUGCGUUAAAAGAAUGCAAUACAUAUUACGCUAAAUGUUACCUUUUGAUUGAAGCGUAUACUCGUGAAUAAUCUCAACAUUCUCUCUCUUUCUCUCUUGUUUAUUUUGUAAAUAUAAUAUUUCUUAUUGCAUAAAGUAGGUAUAAUCUCAAAUAUAUAUUUUUCUUCAAAAUAUUAUUACAUUUAUAUUUUAAAUUAUUCGAUUUUUUAACUAUUCUAUUUCAUUCAUUCGAUAAACUUAAAACUUUUACAUUUGAAUCGCGCAAAGAUGACAUAACUAAAGUAAAGAUCGUCUCUAAUCAUUACUUUUUAUUCGCAUUCUUGUCUUUGCACUCUUCGUCUCUUGAAGAUAUUAGGGAAGCGUUAGUCGGCGAGACUGGUAAGAUCGCAGUUUCCGAGCGCAACAAGUCAGAGUGCCUUCAACGGAACAUUCUUUCACCGGAAUCUUUUUUAGCUCCGUCUCCCGAGCGGAUACGGGCAUUCCUCUCGCGCGAGUAGAUCUUUGCAUCUAACAAAUGGCCAUUUAAUUAAUUAUAUCGAUAAUAUUAGAUCGCCGACAGGAUCAUUGGUAUGAUUGUACAUAAAGAGAAUUCAUUACACGAUCGAUUGCAGCGUUUCUAUUUUCUUUUUAAUUUCUUUACGACAUUCGAUGGUGUGUCCGUUCAAUCAGACGAUUGAGACAGGGGAUUAAUGUGAUAGAUACGCAAUCGAGUUUUGACUCUGUUGAAUACUUUCAAAUUUACAGAACGCUAUAUCGCCAAGCGACGCAAACAGAGCUGCGUAAGAAUUAUCUCGGUGCGUAAAUUCGUACGCGAUCAAUUAUGCGUUUAAUAGCGAGUCAUUCGAACAAUUCUAUGUAAGGCACAUGUAAGGAUAUAGCGAGUUCCUGAAACGCUUUCCUUCUUUUAUUUUUUUAAUCCAUAGUAUAUGUUUUGUGAGAUCUAAUGUCUAUCCGAAUGUGUUUCUCUCGUCCAUUUCACGGAUAACAUACCUCCAACUCGUUGUUUUAUAAUUAACCGAUCAGUUUUACGCGAGUUUAAUCAGCAUCAAGGUAUCAGCCGUAGGGAUGAUAAAAUGUCGCGAACUGUAACAUUAGUAGAAAGAGAGAAUAAAAGAGUAGAAGAAUGGAAAAUGUUUGAAUGAAGAAACCGCUUCUGAACGGAAUCGCCGAUAUCGCGUUCACCAUUUCGACGCAUUGUUACUUAUUAGAUUUAACGGUAAUCGUCGUAAUUGUAAGUUUACUGUAUAAUAUGUACCGUUUCGGAACGAGUCUGACGUGACGUCCAGCGAUAUCGUACUAUGUAUCGUCGGCAAGUGAAAAGAACGUCUUGUUUUAUUACGUGGUGUGCGUGUGAACUUUGAUGGAUGGGCGCAUGGAACGAUUGAGCUUUAUAACAAAUGUGACAGCACGCUCGUAUUGUGACAAUUGGUGCGAUAAUAAACAUUUCUCGCGCCCCGCCGGAUAUAACUUGCCAUACACUUGGCAUACUGUACCAGCAUACUGUAAUAUAUAUAUAUAUAUAUAUAUAUACUUAAGCUAAGAAAUGUGGGGCGAGAUGUCGAGGCAUAUUAAUAACAGUGAUGGAAGAAAAAAAGAAAAGUACAUUGCGCGGGCAGAAUUAUACACGCAUGUCCGGUAAGUUAACAUAGGAUAGAUACAAAAAAAAAAGAAAAGAGAGACGGUUAUUUAAGAAUUACUAUGUUGAGUGUGUGUCAUUGCCGUUUUUUGUUGCCACCUCCCCCUUUCCCAACGGAAUUACAUUUGUAAACACGCGCGCGAUCGUAUUUCUGUAAAAUAUUUUUUCUCUCUCAUCUCACUAUUUAUAAUAAAUAAGUUUCUUUUAUAGUUGUAUAUAUUAUCGAAUAAUAUUGUUAUUGCUAUUCUUACUAUCGCUAUUUUAUCGCUGCUGUUACUAUUAGAUUAUAAAUAAAAGCAGAGGUCUCUCUUAUACAUA
Messenger RNA from Formica exsecta, 5040 nucleotides. RefSeq names its product membralin. NCBI's taxonomy places the organism in Eukaryota, Metazoa, Arthropoda, Insecta, Hymenoptera, Formicidae. The record is from RefSeq and is a predicted model, not a curated record. The transcript has 13 exons. Gene Ontology annotation, cellular component: endoplasmic reticulum. Gene Ontology annotation, biological process: response to endoplasmic reticulum stress; positive regulation of ERAD pathway. The coding region runs from base 405 to 2504 and encodes 699 amino acids.